Wallemia ichthyophaga EXF-994 is the source of this 735-nucleotide messenger RNA. RefSeq names its product CTP-dependent diacylglycerol kinase 1. The record is from RefSeq and is a predicted model, not a curated record. Lineage: Eukaryota; Fungi; Basidiomycota; Wallemiomycetes; Wallemiales; Wallemiaceae. The transcript is spliced from 2 exons. The coding region runs from base 1 to 735 and encodes 244 amino acids. Gene Ontology annotation, cellular component: endoplasmic reticulum membrane. Gene Ontology annotation, molecular function: ATP-dependent diacylglycerol kinase activity. Gene Ontology annotation, biological process: phosphatidic acid biosynthetic process.
AUGGCGGAGAAGAAGGACGCGACGCGCACGCUUGGUGUCGGAGAGCUAGAAUGGCCGCGGAAGAUAUUUCAUUCGAGUAUAGGUCCAUUAGCAAUCGGACUCUAUGUUAGUAAGAUUUCGAUGACGCACAUUCUGCGCAUUCUCACGAUCACUCUCUUGGUUAUUCUCGUUAUUGAUCUCUUCCGCUUGCGUUCUACUACAAUUGGCAAGGGGCGUUUCGCGAAUGCGUACGAAUCUGUGGUGGGUACGCUGAUGCGCGAGAGCGAGCGCCAGAAACUCAACUCAACUAUUUGGUAUCUCCUCGGUGCGAUCAUAUCAGUAGCGUCAUUCAAACGCGAUGUGGCUAUUGCGUCUAUAUCUAUCCUUGCUUUCGCAGACACUAGCGCAUCUACGGUGGGAAGAGUGUUUGGUAGAUACACUGUUAGGUUGCCCUCGCCGCCUUUCGCCGAGAAGAAGAGUCUGGCUGGGUUCUUGGCAGCUUUCGCUGCUGGCGCUUUUGUUAGUUGGCUAAUAUGGGGUUGGCAGGUCGUUGACGGUGGGUCUAUUGCUGAGGCUGGUCGUCACUCUUUGGAUACACUUAGCUGGAAUGCAUCGGGUAAACUCACUUUGCCAUCUUUGAUGCUCGCUGUCGGCGCUAUUAGCGCUUUUACUGAGUCGCUCGAUGUCCAUGGCCUCGAUGACAACCUUACGCUGCCUGUAUUAUCGGGUCUGCUUAUUACUCUCUUGCUCAAGUAG